Molecule: messenger RNA, 1158 nt
Organism: Prosopis cineraria
Lineage: Eukaryota; Viridiplantae; Streptophyta; Magnoliopsida; Fabales; Fabaceae
Product: mannose/glucose-specific lectin-like
Exons: 5
Coding region: 73-957 (294 amino acids)
Molecular function (GO): carbohydrate binding
Source: RefSeq, a predicted model, not a curated record
GAGACACACACCAACACAUCAACCUGAUUUAGAGCUUCAUAUCAUCAACUCUCAACAAAUUCAUCCAAUCAAAUGGCAUCUAUGAAGGGAAUCAUUUCAUUUGGACCAUGGGGAGGUCCAGGUGGCAACCGUUGGAGUUUCAAGACUGAUGGUGGGAUAGCUGGAAUAACCAUCAAUUUUGGAGAUAAUAUUAAGUCCAUUUCAUUCAAAGAUGCUAGUGGUGCUGUUUCCGGAACAUUUCGUGGCAGGAACCCAAAUGACUGGGGUGAAGAGAUAAAGAUUGAAUUUAGUUGGCCUUUAGAGAAAUUGAAAUCCGUGAGCGGAACUUAUGGACAUUACAAGGGCUUGUUAGUAAUCAUGUCCCUCUCACUUACUACAAAUUUCAACAGUUAUGGACCUUUUGGAACGCCCACCGGUGAGCAUUUCUCUGUUUCGAUAGAAGACGGUGACAUUGUCGGGUUCCAUGGGAGAUGUGGUCAUUAUCUUGAUGCACUUGGCAUUUUUGUGCAACCAGGAGAUUCAAGUAUUUCAUUGGGGCCUUGGGGAGGUUCUGGUGGAGAUCCUUUUAUUUUUAAGGUGGCGGGUUGGAUAAGAGAGAUAAUUGUUCAUGAAAGUGGCUGUAUCAAUUCCAUCGCUUUUAAAAAUGCCAUUGGUGACGACUGUAUAAAGUUUGGUGGGCGUGACCCACAUGACACUGGUGUGAAAAGAACAAUUGAGAUUAAUGGGCCUUCGGAGUAUCUGACAGACAUAGCUGGGACGUACGGAUAUUACAAGGACCACAUGGUGAUCACAUCACUAUCUUUCACGACAAAUAUUACCACAUAUGGACCUUUUGGAACUGCGAGCGGCACUUCUUUCUCAUCCAUGCCAGCGCAAGGAGGUGUGGUGGCUGGAUUCCAUGGAAGAGAUGGCUAUUAUAUUGAUGCAAUCGGCAUCCACGUGAAACCUUUGCAUUAAUACAAAUAUAAUUUCUAAUAAACCAAGAAAUAACGAUGUUGCUCUUGAACAAUGAAUGCUCCACGCAUUUUCUGCUGUAGUGUGUGGAUGUGCAAGUGUUGAGUUUCUUCUUGUGUUGUUUACAUGGGCUUUCAUAGCUCUUGCUUUGUUUCGAUUUCCCUGAUGGUUGUACUGCGUGUUCCUCUCAUGAUUUUGUGGAAU